Molecule: messenger RNA, 702 nt
Organism: Prunus avium (sweet cherry)
Lineage: Eukaryota; Viridiplantae; Streptophyta; Magnoliopsida; Rosales; Rosaceae
Source: RefSeq, a predicted model, not a curated record
AUGAUCAACACCAAAUUCGGCAGCAACAACCCUGAGGGCGGUUUCGGUGACCAAGAUCCUCGCCCGAAAAAGACGCAUCGCCGCCACACUCAGCAUCAGAUCCAAGAAAUGGAAGCCAACAACCCUGAGGGCGGUUUCGGUGACCAAGAUCCUCGCCCGAAAAAGACGCAUCGCCGCCACACUCAGCAUCAGAUCCAAGAAAUGGAAGCUUUAUUCAAGGAGUGUCCCUGCCCAAAACCCAAGCAGAGGAAGGAACUGAGCCGAGAAUUAGGUUUGGAACCAUUCCAAGUGAAAUGGUGGUUUCAAAAUAAGCGCAACCAUAUGAAGACUCAGCUAGAGCUUCAUGAGAACACACAACUUCGUAAUGAAAAUGAAAAGCUUCGUGCCGAUAACAUGAGGUACAGAGAAGCCCUAGGCAGUGCCUCUUGCCCCAAUUGCGGUGGCCCGACAACUAUCCGAGAGAUGAUAAUCGAGAUUGUAGUGGCAGCCAUGGAAGAGCUAAUCAGAAUGGCUCAAAUGGGUGAACCCUUGUGGAUGACCAGCCUUGAUGGCAACACCACUGUGGUCAAUGAAGACGAGUACAUCAGAACAUUCCCUCGUGUUGCUCCAAAACCAAACAAUCAUUUCAAAUGUGAAGCUUCGCGCGAGAGCGCUGUUGUUGUCAUGAACCACAGCAACCUUGUUGAGAUUCUCAUGGAUGUG